Procambarus clarkii (red swamp crayfish) is the source of this 3992-nucleotide messenger RNA. Its product is annotated as histone deacetylase 4. Gene Ontology annotation, cellular component: histone deacetylase complex. NCBI's taxonomy places the organism in Eukaryota, Metazoa, Arthropoda, Malacostraca, Decapoda, Cambaridae. Gene Ontology annotation, molecular function: histone deacetylase activity; transcription factor binding. The record is from RefSeq and is a predicted model, not a curated record. Gene Ontology annotation, biological process: negative regulation of transcription by RNA polymerase II.
CCUCCGAACCCAACAUCUGCUUGAAGGCGCGCCACAAACAGCGGAUGGGGAACGAGCGUCGACCAUCCCCUUUGGUGCGUCGGAAGGACCGGCUCCCUGGCUCCCUCAAGCGUCGCCCAGCCUACAGUACUGUAGAGAGCGGGUCGACGCCUGACAGCGGCCAGAGCUCCCCACCCAACGGCCUGCCAGCCUCCAGGUCCUCGUCAGGCUCCACACCCAUCCAUGAGGAAGGGGGCGGGUCCCCCUACGGCGCCCAUGGUGGUGGGGGCCAGGGGUCGUGUUCUGACCUCACCGUCUACUCCUCCCUUCCAAACAUCUCUAUGGGCCGCCCUCCACAUUCCACACAGCCCGAAGGGAUGAAACUACCUGUAGUAUCUGAAGCAGACAUGCGUGCGGCGCUCACUGCUCGGGUCGGCAUGCCUCUAACUGGCCAUGUUCUUUCUUCCACUCUGCCCUACUACCCCACACUGCCAGUGAUUGAUGGAGAGGGUUAUGGCCCGGGUGCGAGCAGCAUGGGCCGCCAGCAACAGGUAACUGCCAUGGACACCAGUUCUGGCGGUGGCAUCAUGCGUGGUGGUAUUUAUCAUCCCAAUGCUGUACCCAACGUCAAUGACCCACAGGUGCCGGCACCAUACUACAGCUGCGUUUUCCAGUUUAGGUCUGACGUUCGACCUGGCCGAUCUGUUCAUCAGCGACCAUUGAGUAGAACGCAUUCGUCCCCACUACCCUUAGGUCACCCAGUGCUGCAGGGUCAGCCUCCAACGUUCCUGCCUCAUGGACAUCCUUCCGCCCACCAGUACGAUCCCAAGCAUGCUUUGGACCACCAUCUUCUCAAACAGCACAUUCGGCAGACAGUGUUGACCCGUUCAGGAAGCAAGAACCAUGUAGAAAAUGUGGCUGAAGAAACGGAAGCUGCAGUUGCUCAAGCUAUUGCAACCGAUAAAACUCCUGAGGAGGAGGAGGAGGAAGAGGCACUGCAUGAAGAAGAGCCCGAGGUAAUAGAUCUGACUGAACGGAAAAUAAAUGAGAGCCUGAUGGGCCAACAGCAACAUCGAGAACGCACGCUAUUUCUCCAGCAUCAACGAGACCUGCUCACCGCAAAACCUCCGCCCCUACACUCCACCACCAAUUCAGCCUUCACACCUCGUUCAGGUAGUCACAUAGCUCGGCCUCUUUCUCGCGCUCUCAGUUCUCCACUUGUUACCCUCUCUCCACAAGGAUCACCACAGGAGCCCAUAAAUAUAAAUAAACAGGGAGCAACAACGGGUUUUGCCUAUGACAAUGUGAUGCUGAAACACCAAUGUAUUUGUGGUGAUAACUCCCACCAUCCUGAACAUGGCGGUCGCCUGCAGUCAAUAAUGGCCAGAUUGCAAGAGACGGGACUAAUUCAUCGGUGCCACAGACUACGGACAAGAAAAGCUACCUUAGAAGAAAUUCAAUCUUGUCACAGCGAGGCACACACACUAUUGUUUGGAACCAAUCCAUGGAACCGACAGAGAUUAGACAUGAGUAAAUUUUCUGAAUUACCAAUCAAGAGCUUUGUUCGACUGCAUUGUGGUGGUGUUGGCGUUGACUCCGACACAACCUGGAAUGACAUGCAUACAUCAUCUGCUGCAAGAAUGGCAGCUGGCUGUGUUAUAGAUUUAUCUUAUAAAGUUGCUACUGGAGAACUUCGUAACGGGUUUGCUUUAGUGCGGCCGCCAGGCCACCACGCGGAACACCAGCAGGCCAUGGGCUUCUGCUUUUUUAACUCCAUUGCAAUCGCUGCACGACAACUACAUCAAAAGCUUAACUUGGAAAAAAUCCUCAUUAUUGACUGGGAUGUUCAUCACGGGAAUGGCACCCAGUCGAUGUUUUACGAUGACCCGCACAUUCUGUACAUUUCCAUGCAUCGCUACGAUGAUGGUAGUUUUUUUCCCGGCACCGGUGCUCCCACGGAGGUUGGUGAUGGCGACGGUUAUGGAUUCAACGUAAAUAUAGCUUACUCAGGUGGUCUCACUCCUCCAAUGGGUGAUGCUGAAUAUAUGGCUGCUUUUAGAAGCAUUGUUAUGCCAAUUGCCAAGGACUUUAAUCCAGACAUAGUAUUAGUGAGUGCUGGUUUUGAUGCGGCUGAUGGUCACCCGUCACCUCUGGGGGGAUACAAGGUGUCUGCCAGCUGCUUUGGCCACAUGACCAAACAACUCAUGACUCUUGCUAGAGGCAAGGUGGUAUUAGCUCUUGAAGGAGGCUACAAUUUAGCCAGCAUCUGUGAUGCGACGGAAGCGUGCGUAAAAACCCUCACUAGUGAUGAUCCACCACCUCUCUCCGAACAUGAAAUGACCAGACCACCUUGCCAAAAUGCUGUUGAAACAUUGCAGAAUGUCAUUGCUGUUCAGAGUGGCCACUGGCCUGUGGUACGGCGGCAGAGUGGAAUGAUUGCACUGUCUAUGGUGGAAGCUCAAGGACGGGAGGAAGAACAGGAGACAGUCUCUGCUAUGGCGUCACUCAGAGUCGAUCCUCAAAAUUCACAAACUCAGAGCCCGGAGCCACCCCCACAGAGCUCAGCUGUUGAGAACACAAACGACGAAGAGGAGCCAAUGGAGGAGGACACUGAAGUGAAAUAACAAAUAAUAAAAAUGAACUUGUGAGUGCAUUAGAGUUCUGGAAGAUGUGGAUCCAGAGAAACUUUAUUACCAUUUCCAGGCCUCUGCUGCCUCCUCAAAGAAGCUGCAAAAGCGGUCAACUGUGCUUGCAUUUCAGAGUACUGCCAAAGUUACCCUGCUUCUGAAGGGUUGCUAGGCAUGUGCCACUUAGCCGAGUGACCAGUGAUACUUAGUGUUAAUUGUUCCAGUGUGGUAGAUGUGUAUACAUCUGCGGUGAUGAAAACUGUAAUAUGUAAGCAGUGGUGGUCUGUGGUGAUAAUGUUGAGUGAACCUGACACUUGACAGCAGUGUCUGAGACAGUCCCGAGGUUGGGUAGAGCACUGUAACUUUUCAGGCAAUGACGUGAGUCAUGAUGUGAUGUCUGCCCAGUGUUCGCAUGUGGGCUUGUUCGACGAACCAAAGAUUAGCUAGAUUUUUAUGAUGUGCAUACACGGUGUCUUAAAUUUCUUAAGGUUGUAGUGUUCCAUAGGAAGACAGACUGGACAACCCCCGGUCAUAUUUAUUGCUGAACCACAUUUAUUUUCAUUACAUAUUAUCAAAGAGUAAGUUUGUAUGUACUGCUGGUAGGCAGUUUCCUGAUUGAAUGCGCAGCCAAGUGCAAAUGUAUCUCAGAAUGUUAUGUACCAUUGGACCAGCCUCAGCUAAAUCAUGACACCUUAAUCAAUACUUGUGCCAACCACUUAACAGAAGAUUUCUGUUGACAGACUUAACUUUGAAGAUGUUGUUAGUAUUCAUAUAGUGUUUAGCAAAUAAAUGUAUAAUAAACAUAUAUAUAUAUUAUAUAUAUUCAAUUUUAUGUAUUUCAGAUUUUAUUUGUUCACCUCACCUGAUGGUGUAAAUUCAUGUCACUCAAGUGCACAAAAACAUGUUACUUGCAAGCCUUACUUGUUAGCGGGAAGGUUGGGUGGUACCCGCUUCUAAGAGAACGGACAUGUCAUCGUGGAGUAUCCGAGCGGUGUUGAAGUGUGGGAUUGGCUAGAUCCCACCUUGUACACAUCGGGUUACAGUGCUCCUCUUUCCACACUACUGCCUUUCUGUAUCUCAUCACCCAGUGUAAACUCUAACCAUAGAGGCCAAAUUAUCUGAAGGGGUGAGGGACCCAUCGCCUUGCUGGGACUUGUACAAUUUAGUACUCCUUUUACACCAGGCUCAUGAGCACUAGUCAGAAUCACAACCCCUUGUCCACUGUCAUUGAGGCCUCAAGAUAUGUGUUCUGGUAUUGAGCUCAAAGCUCUGUGAUAAAGAGCCAGCCAGUCAUGUGGUUUCAGGAAGGCUUGAUUGUCCCACCCAUACCCUGUAUCUUGUCCUUGUAUGGCUACGGUGUCCCAUAAUAAACUGGCAUAUGUUCAA